Molecule: messenger RNA, 1449 nt
Organism: Striga hermonthica
Lineage: Eukaryota; Viridiplantae; Streptophyta; Magnoliopsida; Lamiales; Orobanchaceae
Source: the annotation of a GenBank genome assembly
AUGUUGUCCCCAAAACAGGCACGGUGGCAAGAAUUCUUGGGGGAGUUUGAUUUCGAUUGGGUCCAUCGGCCGGGGAAACAUAAUGAUGUUGCUGAUGCUCUAAGUCGAAAGGCUGUGGCGUCCUAUGUGUUGGCCUUGUAUGCUGUUGAGUCCGACUUUGUUGAAAAAGUUCGUGGUGAAUCCCUUAAAGAUCCUGUCUAUGUAAAACUUGCCGAGGAAGUGGCAGCCGGUGAAGUGCGCAAGUACUGGCUAGAGGACGGCUUACUCUAUGCCAAAGGUCAAAGGAUGUAUAUCCCAUCGGGAGGAAUGAGGCGCGAGCUGCUGAAAGAUUAUCACGAUUCUCAGUGGGCUGGCCAUCCCGGUGUUGAGCGUAUGUACGCUUUGAUGAUGCAAAAGUUUUAUUGGCCGAAAAUGCUUGAUGAUGUUGAGUCCUAUGUCCGGACGUGCCUUGUUUGCCAGCAAGACAAGACCGAAAAGAAGAAAGAGGCGGGCCUGUUGCAACCCUUGCCUAUUCCGGACAAGCCUUUUCAGUCACUAUCUUUGGAUUUCAUUGGCGGGUUUCCAAAGGUGAAAGGUAUGGCCUCAGUGUUGGUCAUUGUUGAUCGAUUUUCAAAGUAUAGGAUAUUUAUUGCUGCUCCAGGUGCAUGCUCGGCAGACCUUGCUGCUGAGUUAGUUUUCAAGCAUGUGGUGAAAUAUUUCGGUAUGCCCGAUGACAUAGUGAGUGAUCGUGACCCGUGCUUCACGGGACGAUUCUGGACGACCAUGUUCAAUUUGAUGGGGACCGAACUGAAGUUUUCCACGGCCUAUCAUCCUCAAACUGAUGGCCAAACUGAACGGAUGAAUCAGUUGCUUGAAGAAUAUCUAAGACACUAUGUGACCGCAAGCCAGGAUAAUUGGGUGGAAUUGUUGGAUAUGGCCCAGUUUUGUUAUAAUUUGCACAAGUCCUCGGCGACCGGUAUGAGUCCUUUUGAGCUGGUUUAUGGACAGAAACCUCAGCUACCACAUGAUGUAGCGGUACAGCGAACUGGUGGGAAAUGUCCCGCGGCAUAUCGAUAUGCCCGGGCGCAGCACGAACUCUUGGUAGAGGCCCGAGAUAGCCUUGCUAAGGCGCAGCGAAGAAUGAAGAAAUAUGCGGACCGCGGGCGACGGGACGUGCAAUUCGCUGUCGGGGAUCUAGUGUUGUUGAAAGUGAGCCCAAAGGUAUGGAAACAGAUUUCGGCAAAGGCAGUCCAUCGUGGACUGAUUUCAAAGUACGAGGGUCCCUUUGAAAUCGUGAGCAAAGUUGGGAAUGUGGCCUAUCGGCUUAAGCUGCCUGACCGGUUGAAGAGGUUGGGGAUGUCAACCGCAACUUGCCUGCGGGCCUAUAAAAAGGCCUUGAGCUGCACAGUCGCGCGUAAUGAGCGAUACCGCGAGUUUGUGUGCAUGCCUUGGCGAAUUUUCCAGCGAUAG